AAAUGAGUGGCCAGAAGAUCGGCAUCGUUGGCAGCGGUCUCAUUGGGCGUGCCUGGGCCCUGCUCUUCGCCUCCGCCGGCUAUCGGGUGCAGCUGUACGACAUAGUGGAGUCGCAGGUGGCCACAGCACUCGACGAGUUGCAGCAGCAGUUGCAGCAACUGGAGGCAAACGGCACAUUGCGCGGCAACUUAUCGGCCCAGACGCAAUUUGAGCUCAUCAACGGCUGCACCCAGCUGCAGCAGCUGGCCAAGGAUGCUCUUCACAUUCAGGAAUGCGUACCGGAACAGUUGGCAUUGAAGUGUGCUCUGUAUGCCCAGCUGGAUGAGCUGCUCGAACCGCAAACUGUUGUGGCCAGCUCAACGAGCACUUUUAUGCCAUCCCUCUACAGCAAGAAUUUGCAGCGACGUAGUCAGAUGCUGGUGGCCCACCCUUUGAAUCCGCCCUACUUUAUACCGCUCGUCGAGCUGGUGCCUGCACCGUGGACCACCGAUGAGGCAGUGGAACGCACUCGGCUCCUAAUGCUGGCGUUGGGUCAACGUCCUGUGGUGCUGAAACGGGAGAUUCAAGGCUUUGUCACGAAUCGCGUACAGUACGCCAUACUGAAUGAGGUGUGGCGUCUGGUCUCCGAUGGCAUCAUUAGCGUCGCCGAUGCGGAUCGUGUGCUCAGCGAUGGAUUGGGUAUGCGCUACGCUCUGAUGGGCUCCAUGGAGACGGCACAUCUGAAUGCACCCGGUGGCGUUCGAGAUUAUUUUCAGCGUUUCGGUGGCGAGAUCGCCGCUGUUAGCGCCACCUAUGGACCAACGCCGAAUAUGUGUGACGAGGCCGCAACCCUGGCGGAAGUUGCUCGACAAUGCGAACAGCUUGUGCCGCUCGAGGCACUGGAGCAGCGACGCGCGGAACGGGAUGAGUUUCUGAUACGCCUAUCAGCGCUCAAGCGGCAGUUGCCAUAAAAAUUGAUUGCCGUAUACUGUAUAUAUCCAUUUGUGUUGAUUAAACGAGCGCACAAUCUCUCCAACCUCCCGUUUGGGUUUGGGUUUGGGAGUAGAGCAUGGCCCACUUCA
Messenger RNA from Drosophila grimshawi, 1061 nucleotides. RefSeq names its product lambda-crystallin homolog (gene Had2). NCBI's taxonomy places the organism in Eukaryota, Metazoa, Arthropoda, Insecta, Diptera, Drosophilidae. Gene Ontology annotation, molecular function: oxidoreductase activity, acting on the CH-OH group of donors, NAD or NADP as acceptor; NAD+ binding. The record is from RefSeq and is a predicted model, not a curated record. Gene Ontology annotation, biological process: fatty acid metabolic process. The coding region runs from base 3 to 950 and encodes 315 amino acids. The transcript is spliced from 2 exons.